AUCUGGCUCAACAUCCCCCUCCUCUGGCAUAUGACGGUGAUGCUAAUGCCAAGAGUAUGACGUUUUUUAUGGCCAUAUUACCUUAGACGAGAGUUUGACGUUUGAUACGGCGAGACCAUUGCUUACGAGAGUUUGACGUUUGGUAUGGCGAUAUCGGUGAUUGUGAGAGUAUGACUUUAUAUAUGGCGACAAUACUAUACAGUAGUUAUAUUGACGAGAAUAUGACGUUUGAAUGGUAGUCGGAAUGUGCAGAAUUGAUACCCGGUGUUCUCCCCGAUGCACCUUCUCGUGAGCUUCGGCCAAAAUACCUGCACUAUUAUAACAGUCCAUACAUUUCAACUUAUAAAUGUGUUGUUUCACUUCACCUGGCACCACAGCAGUCCUCUAACUGAAUCACGCAAUAAUCGUUAAGUUUCGCUGUUUUAUGCGCAUGCUGGAUAUCAUUAUUACAGUUCACUGACAUGUCCCACCUGUAUCUGGCCUAUUAUUUCUGACAAUACAACAUGCAGCCAUUGUAUAAGUCAAAGUUUCCACUCCAGAUGUUACAGGAAAUCAAUAAUGUCAUCAGCGUCGAACUAAUUGUUGCGUCAAUGAUUUUUGUCUAACCGAUCUUAGUGUCUCAUUUGUGAGAUUGAUCAACCUGCACGCCGGCAAUUGAGAUGCGUGCAACCGCUGCAUAUACUCUGAGGAUUUGGUGAUGAAUUAAAACAUUAACUGAUAUCGAUGUGUACCUGUACGGAGAUCAGUUCAGGUAGAUGCCGGGCACGUUCAGAUAUUUGAAAAGGGGCGUUUAAAGGCCGUGUCGUCACUGCCUAGUUACCGUUGGCCCAACUGGCACAGAGUGAGAGCCACCUUGCAGUUUUCACUCAACUGGAUCCACUGAACAGUAACAUCAAGUAUAACGUCUACUGGAACAUCACGCUCUGUAUCUGACACUGGCAUGCUCCAAUGUCGCAGACGUCACUGAACAGUCCAGCUGAAUCCCACUCAGGAAUCAGUGGAGCCUUGAAGAAGAUCAUGGCGGAAGAAGUCGAUGACUUGAAGAAGCCAUUGUUUUGGCGUGCCGUGAUCGCUGAGUUUAUAGGCUGUCUGUUGUUGGUGCUGUUCGGUGUUGGAGCAGGUCUCCAUGUUGAGGGAACACACGGCCAUAGCAGCGUUCAUAACAUUCUCACGGCAGGCUUCUUCAUCGCCGUCAUCAUCUCGGCCCUUGCCAACGUCAGCGGUGCUCACGUCAACCCCGCUCUCAGCCUCGCUUUCGCAGUCACAAGAGAAAUAAGCUUCGCGAGGUUCUUCUUCUACGCUGUGGCCCAGAGCGCGGGGUCGGUGGCAGGGGCGGCGCUCCUCAAGGUCAUCACCCCCGCCAACAUGCACGGCACCCUCGGGCUGCUGCAGCCGGGAAAGUACGUCAGCCCUGAGCAGGCGCUCCUGGUGGAGGUCAUCAUCAGCUUCUUCCUGGUCUUCGUCAUCUUCUCCCUCAUCGACAAGGGCAGGAAGGAUCUUGGUGGGUCCAUUCCAUUCAUCAUCGGCCUCUCCGUCAGCGUCAACAUCUUCUUCUCCGGCCACAUCUCCGGUGGGUGCAUCAAUCCUAUCAGGAACUUCGGCCCGGCUGUGAUAUUAGGAGACUUCAAAAACCAGUGGAUCUACUGGGUGGGGCCGAUGAUCGGCUCUGUGCUCGGAGGGUUGGUGUACGACAAGGUGUUUUCCGUAGCUGCCGAGAAGCAUGGACUACUGAGAUGUGUUCAGAGCCGCCCUUAUGAAGCCGUCAGCAUGGACGAAGGACACACCACAGAGAAGGAAAUAGAAGUGCGGACAGGAAGUGUGUCCUCGAAUGAACUCCCGAAGAAGCAACCUUAUUCUGAAUCCAUCGAGAGAAUAGCUUCAGUGUAGGGUCGUGACAAAGACAUGACGAUAAAUACUCGCUUGUACAUAGUGACUUUGCCUUGAAGCACACCACUGUCGUCUGCCUAUAACCCAGCUCCAUGAUUCAUGGACUUACUGCCACAGCAAUACUGUUGGCUGCACGCAACAGUGAGGUGUGCGCAUAAUAUACAUAUGAGACUCAGUAUAUUUGGCGGCCAUGUGUUUUCUUCGAUACCCGGCAUUACAUAACCAGCUUUCAACACACACAGCGUUACUUUGGAACAUAUAAAAUCACUGCUAGCCAAUGCUGUGACACAUCCUCAGUCCGUAUGUCGGAGCUGGCUAUGUGACUAGUCAGUGCUACACCGUCUGGGGAUGUGAUGGUUGUCCUCGGACUGAGGGAAGGAGUGCUGGAAUAUCUACUCUGUAGGGUCAAGUAAAUAUACAGGAGCCGUUGGCCACUCCAUUAACUACAUCGGGGAUUCGUUUGCAUACUAUUUUUAUUCACCGGAGAUACGUACAUGCUGAUGAUGUUUUCCCUUCCACUGCUGUUUGAUGACUGAGUCAUCAUCCACUUUUUUCCAUGUUGCCGAGGCAGGGGAGAUAAUCUAUAUUGUGUACUCAGAAUGAGCACAAGCUCAGGAGUGAAGGCUUGACGCCCAAUCAGUAUUCAGGUGUGUCAGCGUAUGUUAUCGGGAAGCAACACCCAAAGAAAUGUAUGUCAUGGGGAUUAAACCUUGAAACAAAGAGCAAUACUAAUAAAAUAAUCAGGGUAUCAUCUGAGAUUCAUACCCACGAUCCGCACUGAGUGGUCACUGAAUUAUCAAAGACUGCUACAGAUCACUGUGUCUUGAGGAAGUGUAUUUCUUUCUCGUAUUUCUACCCUUAAACAAGAUAUUUUUGUAAUUUUUCAUGUAAUAAACUAUUUUCUUACUUAA
This is a messenger RNA of Haliotis rubra (blacklip abalone), 2798 nucleotides long. RefSeq names its product aquaporin AQPAe.a-like. Gene Ontology annotation, cellular component: plasma membrane. The transcript is spliced from 5 exons. Lineage: Eukaryota; Metazoa; Mollusca; Gastropoda; Lepetellida; Haliotidae. Bases 949 to 1887 code for a protein of 312 amino acids. Gene Ontology annotation, biological process: transmembrane transport. Gene Ontology annotation, molecular function: water channel activity. The record is from RefSeq and is a predicted model, not a curated record.